Molecule: messenger RNA, 767 nt
Organism: Phyllopteryx taeniolatus (common seadragon)
Lineage: Eukaryota; Metazoa; Chordata; Actinopteri; Syngnathiformes; Syngnathidae
Product: galactose-specific lectin nattectin-like
Exons: 7
Coding region: 72-554 (160 amino acids)
Molecular function (GO): signaling receptor activity
Source: RefSeq, a predicted model, not a curated record
GUUGACUUAUAAAAGGGCCGCUCGUCGUCGUCCUCCACACAUCCUCAUCAUCGAGCGUCACGACUGCAAAGAUGGCAUUUGCUAUUCGCUCCUUGCUUCUCCUCUGUGGGAUCAGCGCACUCUUGACUGGAGUCUGGUCUGAUUCCCAGGUCGUUAAAGUUCCUUCCUGUCCAAAGGGAUGGACUCGAUUGAAUGAACGCUGUUUCCUUGUUGUGGACAAGUUGCAAGACUUUGCUGAUGCAGAGAUUACCUGCCUUAGCCUUGGAGGGAAUUUGGCUUCCAUUCAAAACGCUGUAGAAGACGAAGUGGUUAGCGCGCUGAUCGCGAAUUUUGCUUCUACUGACAAUGCCUGGAUUGGAUACAAUGACAUAACUACGGAGGGAACCUUUGUGUGGACCGAUGGCACACCUGCCAACACUUUUGUCGACUUCAUUGCAGUGCCUUCCAAUCCCGAUGAAGACUGUGUCCAGACAUUUGCCACAACACUGAGCACAUGGAACGAUCAGGACUGCGAUUUAACAGCUCCAUUUGUUUGUGCCACCGAUGUGUAUUAAGACGCAACUGCCAACAUCCUAUCUUCUCCCACCGCAUCUUUUCUGUGGUCCUGACGUCUCUACGUGACGUCAGCGGUGUCUUUCUGUUUCUGGAUUUAUUGCAAAAUGUCUUCUUCUUUUCCACACUUCGUGUGUGGUAGAUUGCCAUUAGCCACACCAAAUUUUGGAAUGUCAGGCUUAUCUCUCUAAUAAAUGAAGGAAUCUGUCUCUGCA